GUGCCUACUCGCUCCCAACACUACCACCAACCGAAUGUUCGGCGCGAGACCUGGGGCCAGGGCGAAACCGUUGGUGGAGCCGCGCGCCGAAAGACGUUCAAAUUCAAAUAUAAAAGGCUGCACGUUUUGGGGGGAGAAAAGGAAACGAGAAGAGACAUUACAAAUAAAUUGCCCCGAACCUCCUUAAAACCCAUCGCACGAUUUCAUUUCCCCCCUUCCCCCUCAUUUUCGGGCCGAUUCCUAACGCGAUUGGUUCGUUUCGCUGUCAGUCACGUUUCUCGCAGUGCCGUAUCGCAAGAAGGCGGGAAUGUAACAGAUGCAUUUUAGCUUUCCCGAACAAAAAGGGAUGUUGAAGGUUUAUUCCGUUGCGUAUUCGAAUAUCUUAUCGCUGUUUAUUGAUUUCAGUGUCCCGGUGCUUCUUCACCCUUUCCCUUUCCCACCCCCACACCCGGCUCCCGCUCUCCUCGGACUAACUGUCUCUACUUUUGGAUCCGAAAACGGUCAAAUCCGUCCGCAGCAAUGAGCGACGGGAGUUGUAGUCUUUGGCCCGGGAUGCGGCCGCGCUAGUCAAGGGCCAGUCGAAGCUCUAAGGACUACAAAUGCCGGCAUGCCUCGCGGUCCGCCAUUGUCUGCCGCUAACGUCAACAUAACAAACCCAUGGUUAAAUGUCGCCGGGCGAACUUGUUGGAAGAGACAAAAAAACACACACGAAAUAAGGAAAUGAUCGGUGCUCAGUUUAAAUAAUCCAGCCCGUUUCCCUUCCUCCCCCCUCCAACAGACGUUGAAAGUAUUUAUGCAUUUAUGGAGUGACAGUCAUGGAUUACGAUUUUAAAACGAAACUAGCGGCAGAGCGAGAGAAAGUAGAAGAUCUGUUUGAAUAUGAAGGUUGCAAAGUGGGUCGUGGUACCUACGGUCAUGUUUACAAAGCAAAAAGAAAAGAUGGGAAUGAUGAGAAAGAGUAUGCUCUCAAACAGAUUGAAGGCACUGGUAUUUCCAUGUCUGCUUGCAGAGAGAUUGCAUUGCUGCGAGAGCUGAAGCAUCCCAACGUGAUUGCUUUGCAAAAGGUGUUCCUUUCACACAGUGACAGAAAGGUCUGGCUCCUGUUUGAUUAUGCAGAACAUGAUUUAUGGCAUAUUAUCAAGUUCCAUCGUGCCUCAAAAGCAAAUAAAAAGCCAGUACAGCUACCAAGGGGAAUGGUCAAAUCACUGCUUUAUCAAAUACUUGAUGGAAUUCAUUAUCUCCAUGCAAACUGGGUUCUUCAUAGGGACUUGAAACCAGCAAACAUCCUAGUGAUGGGGGAAGGACCAGAACGAGGACGUGUAAAAAUAGCUGACAUGGGCUUUGCCAGACUGUUUAAUUCUCCUCUAAAGCCUUUGGCUGAUUUGGAUCCAGUAGUAGUAACAUUUUGGUAUCGUGCGCCGGAAUUACUGCUUGGAGCCAGACAUUAUACAAAAGCAAUUGAUAUCUGGGCAAUUGGAUGCAUUUUUGCAGAACUUUUGACAUCAGAACCCAUUUUUCAUUGUCGCCAGGAAGAUAUCAAAACAAGUAAUCCUUUUCACCAUGAUCAAUUGGAUCGUAUUUUCAGUGUUAUGGGAUUUCCGGCUGAUAAAGACUGGGAAGACAUCCGCAAGAUGCCCGAAUACCCAACUCUGCAGAAAGACUUCAGGAGAACAACCUACGCUAACAGCAGCCUCAUUAAAUAUAUGGAGAAACACAAAGUCAAGCCUGACAGUAAAGUAUUUCUUCUGCUGCAGAAACUCCUGACUAUGGAUCCAACAAAAAGGAUUACAUCUGAGCAAGCUCUACAGGACCCAUACUUCUUGGAAGAGCCUUUACCAACUACAGAGCUGGAAUAUUAUGUCAUCCCAACGCCUCCCACUCAAGUGCUGAUGGAAUGUGUCUUUGCAGGUUGCCAGAUCCCAUAUCCUAAGCGGGAAUUUCUUAAUGAAGAUGAAGCAGAAGAGAAAGGUGAAAAGAAUCAACAGCAAACUCAGCAACACCAGCAGCAGACAACACAGAAUCAACAGCAACAAGCCCCCCAACAACAAAACAGCACACAGACAAAUGGGACAGCUGCUGGAGGAGGAGGUGGCGGAGGAGCACCAGGAGCAGGCCUACAGCAUAACCAGGACAGCAGUCUCAAUCAGGCACCUCCAAACAAGAAACCUCGAAUAGGCACAUCAGCUACAACCUCUGGUGGAUCUGCCAUGCCAACUGAUUACCAGCACUCUGGCACACGUCUGGGUUACCAAAGCAAUGUACAGGGUUCUUCCCAAUCCCAGAACGCUACAGGAUAUUCAUCUUCAACUCAGCAGAGCUCACAGUAUUCACACCAGUCCCACAGGUACUGAUCAGCAUUGCUGACAGAAAGGACUUCAAAGGAAAGCCUUCAGCAAUAUUAUGGUGAAUGGUUCCAAUGAGAGGAACCUAAUGAAUAUGACUGACGUAUGUAAAAUUUAUUGUAUUCAGAAGUACAAACUGGCAUUAUUUAGCAAAAAUUGUUAGAGAAAACAUUGUUCAUAUAAUAAUGUUCUGACUGUCUGGAAGUUCUCAACUACCAAUGCCACUGGAAAGGUUCCAGUCAAGGCCAUUUCUUUAAAGUUGUGUGUAAAUAUCUUUUAAAUAAUUUUAACUCAGCACUUGAGUUUCUCAACUAAGGAGCAGGUGAAAUGCGUUCACUGUUUUUAGAGCACUUUUUGAUGUAGUGACAGGGUUUCCUGUUGCUUGUCCUAAAAUCUAAAUAUAGGAAUUGUACUUUCUAGACAUGCAGCUUAAAAAAAUUAAUCAGUUAACUCUUCAAUCACUAUUCUUCAAUUCUUCAAUUGCUCUGUUUAAUAGUUUCAGUUAUAACAAAUGUUAAUUGUAAAACGUUUUCAAAAAUGAUUUUGGCCGCAAAUGUGAAAAUCCAUUCUCUGUUGUUUUCUUCCUGCAAUGCACAACACCAUAUGUACAUGAAACUACAGUUUUACUCGAUGUAAUCUGCCUGUUGAUUGUACUGAAUAUUCCCAGCACUGAAAACUAAAUUCCACUUUUUUGUGCUCCCAAUGUCGCGCUUCAUGCAUUGGGUCGUACGUGCAGAAUUUUGGUGUGGAAGACAGAAGCUCUGGUUGGUAACUGGAAUGAAUUUCUAUUAGUGAGCUAUAGGAGAAAAACUGUGCAAGCUGUCAAUCAGUUGCCUCAAGCUACAUGCCUGAAUGGCUAAUAUGUGCUUUCAUUAAGCAAAACCCUGGGCAAGGUUUUAACUGACUAAAAACCCAGUUACUUACAGCAUUAAAAUCAGCCCCUCCAUGCUGGGAGCGAUAAAUUGUAAAUAUAAUUCCAUAUUUCUACCACUGUUUAAAAAAUUCAACCAAGUGUUUCUCCCUUAUCUUCACAGAAAUGUGCCCCAUCUCUUUGGGCCUCCAGUUGGCUAGUUUCUCAGGGAAUCUCUAGUUUUCACUACUUUUCAGGUUUUUUUUUUAUAUAAAGCCCAUAUGUUUCACAGAGUUUGUUUCAUUUCUAGCAGCACAAUAGGGACUUCCAAUGCUCCAAUUGUCUGUCUGUGUUAGAAAUUAAUUCUAUGUCUAGGUUUGGAAGUGAGGCUAUAAACUAAUUGAAGUACUGAAAAGGCACAGUACAUGGAUAAAGCUGUCUAAAGUCGUCUUCUAAGCAGGAGAUUAGGUUAAAUUUCUGCUUUUAUUUUGUUCUUGCAUAUAUAACUCACAAUGUGCUUAGAGUAAACUGUUUACUUUUUGGAAGUUUCAGGGCUUCUUACUUUGGGGAAUAUUCAUUCUUCAUGCAGUUAUGAAUUAAAUUCACAGAAAUAUAGUCACUGCAUUGAAUGCCCUUUACUACAAGUUUAUUGGAAAAUGGAUGAAGAAAAAGGUAAAUAUCUGUAUUUAUGUUGAUUAAAUGCCAAUAAGAUGUCAGUUUGGUGAAUUAGCAAACUGUCAUUUUAUCUAUUAUUUUAGUGCAUUGUAACAUACAACAAUUGUAAAAGUGGAGUCUUUAGACAGGACUGACUCCUACAGUUCUAUUUAUACAGUUACAGCAUCUUGAACUUACUACCUGCACAGAUUGCAUGAAAUCUACAUGAUAUUUCUGUUUCACUCUUUUCAUUCAAGAUCCAUUUGUGAAGCCACAGGUAAUGGACAUAAAUUAACUUGACUUUUGGCUUAAUUUAAAUACUGCCUAAAAAUAGGUUCACAAUCAUGUAACUAAAUCUUCUGAAAGGAAACUAGAAUAAAUGAGAGCCUGAAUAGUUAGAGAAUGGAAUUCAUGCAUUGAUCAUCUUGAAAUGGUGUCCUGUCAAUGUUAGGGAACAAUUGAUCCAAGCAUUCAGUGUCAAUAUUCUGUAUUAUUUAUAACAACUAUAGAAUUAUACAAGACAAAAUAUCCUUUAGAGCUUAUUUUCACCUCUAUAGGAGACAAUAUUGACUUCAUGACUGCAGGUGAUAUUUUAUCUGAUCACGGUGCUGUAAUUAUGUUCACGUGUAAUUAAGUAU
This is a messenger RNA of Rhincodon typus (whale shark), 4484 nucleotides long. RefSeq names its product cyclin-dependent kinase 19 (gene cdk19). The transcript is spliced from 14 exons. Bases 816 to 2351 code for a protein of 511 amino acids. Lineage: Eukaryota; Metazoa; Chordata; Chondrichthyes; Orectolobiformes; Rhincodontidae. Gene Ontology annotation, cellular component: cytosol; mediator complex; nucleus. The record is from RefSeq and is a predicted model, not a curated record. Gene Ontology annotation, biological process: protein phosphorylation. Gene Ontology annotation, molecular function: RNA polymerase II CTD heptapeptide repeat kinase activity; cyclin-dependent protein serine/threonine kinase activity; ATP binding.